Molecule: messenger RNA, 1641 nt
Organism: Oldenlandia corymbosa var. corymbosa
Lineage: Eukaryota; Viridiplantae; Streptophyta; Magnoliopsida; Gentianales; Rubiaceae
Source: the annotation of a GenBank genome assembly
AUGGGUUUUGUGGGGAGUUUGUUGGGAAUCAUUGGAUUUGGAAUUGGAGUUCCAUUAGGCCUUCUUUUGGGCUAUUUCAUAUUCAUUUACUUCCAGCCACGAAAUGUUAACGAGGUUCCAGUCACUGAGCUCCCUGUGGAGAUGUACUUCAACUCCUGGUUUGAUUUUCUAGCUCUGCUUCCAUUGUGGGUGAUGAAGCCAGACUACGAGAGGGUUGAUUGGUUGAACAUGUUUAUACGUUACAUGUGGCCUUACCUUGAUAAGGCAAUUUGUGGCAGUAUCCAAAGAGCUAUGAAACCUUAUUUUGCAGAGUAUAUGGCAAAGUUUCACCUUAAGUCUAUAGACUUUGAGUCCCUUACACUUGGAACUCUCCCUCCAACAAUUCAGGGUCUUAAAGUUUACGAAUCAAAUCAAGACGAGCUAAUUUCUGAGCUUGCACUUACAUGGGCUGGAAAUCCCAAUAUAGAGGUGGCUGUGAAGAUGCUAGCAGCAAAAGUCACUGUACAGUUGAUAGACACGCAGAUAUCAGCAACAGCAAGAAUAACUCUCAAACCUUUUGUCCCAACCUUCCCUUGUUUCUCAACCAUAGCAGUAUCACUGAUGAAAAAGCCAGAGGUGGAUUUCGGGCUGAAGAUCAUGGGAGGAAACCUAAUGUCAAUACCAGGAAUAUACCCCUCCAUACAGGAACUUAUAAGCAAAGAAGUUGCUAAGCUUUACCUGUGGCCCAAAACUCUUGAAAUACCUAUGUUUGAUGGUUCAAUAGGAGAAGUGAAGAAGCCCGUGGGAAUCUUGCGUGUGAAAGUUUUGAGGGCACUGAAGCUCCUGAACAAGGACUUUCUGGGAGCAUCUGAUCCAUAUGUUGUACUAAGUCUCACUGGAGAAAAGAUUCCAGCCAAGAAGACAUCAGUUACGAGGGACAAUCUGAACCCCGAGUGGAAUGAAGAAUUCAAGAUUCCUGUGAAGGAUCCCCAUUCUCAAAUUCUCGAGUUACAUGUCUAUGACUGGGAAAAGUUGGGCUGUCAUGAUAAGUUGGGAAUGCAAGUAGUUCCACUGAGGUUGCUCACAGCAUACGAGAAGAAAGAGUUCACUCUUGAUUUGCUUAAUAGCACAGAUCCAAAUGAUCCCCAUAACAAAAAACCAAGAGGGCAGAUUAUGUUGGAGAUUACAUUUGUGCCUUUCCUAGAAGACAGCAAAAAGUUCACUGAAGUUAUUGAGUAUGGUGGUUCUAGAAGUCUAAGGAUGGAAGUUCCCAAAGAAGAUAACUUGUCUGGUGCUGGUUUACUUCUGGUUACAAUAAUCAGUGCUAAAGAUGUUGAGGGCAGGAAGCACACUAAUCCUUAUGCAGUAAUCACACUCAACGGAGAAAAGAGAAAAACUAAGUCAAUCAGGAAAAACCGGGAUCCAACUUGGAAUGAGGAAUUCGAAUUUCUAUUGGAAGAGGCUCCUUUGAAGGAACAGAUUAAUGUUGAGAUCUCGAGUAAGCCAAGAGGCAUUGGUUUCAUAAGCUCAAAGGAACCUCUGGGGCAUGUGGAUAUAAAUCUUGGCGAUGUGGUCUAUAAUGGACGCAUCAACGAGAAGUACCAUCUGAUCAACUCCAAGAAUGGAAUAGUACAUAUUGAGUUACAAUGGAAAGCCAUCUGA